AUGCCUCGACACCUAUCGAUCCUGCGUAUAGUCAGUCUCCUGGCUAUCAUCAGCCCCAUAUCAGCGGCUAAAUACGGGUACAUUGAGUCAAAGGAUUGUGUGGAUCCAUCAGGCUAUGAACAAUGCUACAAGACUGGAGACGCUGCGCGUAACGACUGCAUAAACAAGAAUUGCAAGAACAAGAACAGAGAUUGCAUCAGCGCCUGUGACUGCGCAUUCAAUUUUGGCGUCGUUGACUGCGCCCUGACCAGUUGUUGGAACAAGGUGUACAGUUGCGAAUAUCAAAACACAGUGCUUGAGCUAGGUGGCAACUGUCAGGAUGAGAAGUUCGAGGACAUCCCAUUCUUCCCGGCACCCGACGAUGCCCCCGACGCUUGCUCAUGCAACCUUGGCAAGGUCGCUACAUCUCUGAACCGUGCUGUAGAGGAAUUGGACACGUGCAUCGAAAGAAACCAGGACACAUGGGACUCACUGUCUCUUGAUGAACAGGAGGUUUUUAUCAAGGCUUGCAAGUGCUGCACAAGCAGCGGUAUACUUUCUAGCUUCUGGGGUAUCUGCCCUGAUACAAAGCCCUCACUUCUAGGCGCCGACGAAUACUGGAACAUACUCAUCUCUCAAGACGAAGACUAUCCUCAGUGCGGCGAUUACAACGAUGUCUACAGUUGCGCAAAAGAUCUCAAGUUCACGCCACCAGGCGAAGACAAAUCAGCAAAGUUCUACGGACCUGGUGAACUUCCCAAGAAUGGAACCAACACACUGUCCAAUAUGGAAGGCAGCAUCACUAGUCCUCUCAGUGGCGCCACGUUUACAUGGACGGAUGGCCCCAUCGUACAUCCCAUCACUGCGGCGAGUGCGGACGCGAAACCAACAGGCAGCUCGGAUAAUAAAGACGACAAGGAUGAUGGUAAGAGUGAUGAAGCAAACGAGACUGGAAAGAAUGAGACUGGAAAGGAAGAUGAAGAGGACGCAGCUUCAAUUAUUUCUCCUCCUGUAUGGGCCCUCGUUUUUCUGGUCUUUGCUUUGCUUCCUUAA
Fusarium coffeatum is the source of this 1032-nucleotide messenger RNA. RefSeq lists its product as uncharacterized. The transcript has 3 exons. The coding region runs from base 1 to 1032 and encodes 343 amino acids. NCBI's taxonomy places the organism in Eukaryota, Fungi, Ascomycota, Sordariomycetes, Hypocreales, Nectriaceae. The record is from RefSeq and is a predicted model, not a curated record.